AUGCUCACCCCCAGCCAAUUCAACGCCCUCUGCGACGCCAUGAUCGAAUACCACACCGACCAAGAAGCCAUAUCCGAGCGCAAGGCCGACGAGUUACGGCAAAUAUUGUGGUACUGGGCCCCUAUUGGAACAAUGAGGUCGCAAGACCUAACCGACUAUCCCUUGCUCAUCUGGAAACCCGCACUAGAGCAACAGCAUCUUCGCAGAGACACAGAAUAUGACAACGACGCUCUUUACCACUGGGCCGAGCUCACAAAGUGGAGAAUCUUGCGGCAAGAACUCCCACCGAACCACUGGGAACACACUUCGAGAUGUGGAUGA
Messenger RNA from Podospora pseudocomata, 321 nucleotides. RefSeq lists its product as uncharacterized. The record is from RefSeq and is a predicted model, not a curated record. NCBI's taxonomy places the organism in Eukaryota, Fungi, Ascomycota, Sordariomycetes, Sordariales, Podosporaceae. The coding region runs from base 1 to 321 and encodes 106 amino acids. The transcript has 2 exons.